GAGGAUCGAAAAAGAGGCUACUUUGCUUUGCUUUGACAACAGAAAGUUAAAAUGGCGUAUUAGGAAGGUUAACAUUGCUGAACAACUUGGCGUAAUUUGUUUUCUUUGUUGCAUUGAUCGACAUGCUUAUCUAUCUUGAAAGUAAAGUUUUUCCAAACAAGACAUUUGUCUUGGUUGUCAACCAGUAUGACAGAAUUGCAAGGGCAAGAGCCCAAAUGAUGCAUGUAUUGUAUGAACUUGGUAAACCUGAUCACCAGUUUCGUUUGAGAUUCAAGGGAAAUUACUUGCGAGAUGCACAUACAUUUGAGAAUUACAACAUUCUUGACAGUUCAGUCAUCAAGAUGGUGCCAAUGGCUAAGAGCAUGAAAGAUGAAUUCAUUGACGCUCAAAAUGUAGCUUUGAGUAGUCUGAGUCUUGGUGAAGGAAAGAAGCCACAGAAACACAAAGACGAGGCUCAGCUUGCUCUUGAUAAAGAGGUCAAGAUAUUUGGUCACAGGGAAAAAUUCUUUGUUGCGUUUAGAGUCCUGCUAUGGAUUCACAUUCUUGGCUGCUUCUUGAGCCUACUGACUGUUUACAGAUAUUCUGCUGUUUGGACAGCUAUCUUGGUAUUCUACGGGUUUCACUAUUGCCCCUACUACACAAGAGUUGGAGGUUAUGUUGGAAAAGUCAGUUUUAUCAGCAAAAGAUAUUUUCUGUUGACGUUUGGAAUUGGAGCAGUAUUAAACCUGGUGGCAUCCAUACUCAUGGGAGUCUUUCUCAUGCUCGACAUUAUUAAACACGGUUGUGCAGAAUUUAUAGCAGAAUGCUCUUAUCUGAACGUCUGGUCCGUUUGCUUCUACUAUGGCCAGUCCGUGUUUUUCAUUGGAAUUAUUGCUGUCACAUAUCUUCUGUUUCAGAGCAUAACAGUGGAGGUUGGUGAUAUCAUUGAGAAGUAUCUGAUCCAAAACAAGGAUGUCACCAAGGUGAUGAAAAUGGCACGAUUGGGAAGGCCUAAAGAGCGCCGUAAUGCUGCCUUUGAGCUGGCAAGCCUUGCUGCAAGCGGUGAAGAGAACAAGCAAAAGAUUGUCGGCGAAGGAGGCUUGCAAGUAUUAAUGAACCUGGCAUUGGGAAAUGACGAGUCAACACAAGAAUAUGCCACAGAAGCUUUAGCCGAGCUGCUUGUAGUACCGUCGAUCCAGGACCAGUUUAUUGAUAUGGGGGGUGCAAGGACGCUCUGCGCUUUGCUUCACAGCAGAAGUGAACGAUUGGUGUUUGAAGCUGCCAUGACAAUAUCAUUCAUAGUCUCGGACAGUGAAAACAACAGGAAGGCCAUAGCCGAUGAGGAAGGUCUUGAAGAUCUCUCUCAUGCAGCUUAUAAAGGGUCCAUGGAGACAGGCCGUUUGAUUGCUACUAUCCUUUUGGAGCUUUCGUUCGACUCGACAAUAAGGGAAAGACUCGCCACUCAAGAGCUUGCAGUUUCGACCUUGGUGCACUUGAUCAAAUCAAAUGAUUCAGAGACACAGAGACUUGCACUCCAAACUAUCGAGCUGUUAGCAAUCGAAAAUGCUGAGAUAGUCAUCGAAAAGGAAGAACUACUUCAUUUCAUCGUGAACAUUCCUUCAAUUUCUGAAGAUGAGCAGCUCUACCUAUUAGCUGGGAAAAUUCUUAUCUACUACGCAGAAUCAGAAUCUGCCUGUAGAAAGAUUAUUGAGAUCGAAGGAUUGAAGGAUUCGCUGCUUCAAUUUGCAAUGAGUCCGGACCCCGUCAUUCAGAAUGUUGUGGCAAGAGUGAUCCUGUCCAUGGUUGAAAAUUCCUUUGACCAGAAAGACAUUCUAUGCAUCGGUAUUAUCGAGGUAUUGGCUUACCUCCAUGACAACUGCCAAGAUCGCAAUGCCUGGGAGAUUGCUGAAAAGGCAAUAGAUUUGCUGCACGAGCUAACCUUACGGAUGCAAAAGAAGCAGGAUGCUGACCCAUCUACCAGCUCUCUCGUCGAGGGCUCCGUCUUGACAGACGUCAAACCUAUGUCAUUCUAAACGCGUUUUCUUGUUUAUUGUUGCACGAAGCCCGCAAUCUGCAAGGCUACGUCUUUUCAGGUUUAUUUAUACUUUGGAGAAAGCGAGCAAGUCAGAAAGUGAGGUUGGGGGUGGGGGGUACUCAUAAGAAAUCCUUGUGACAUCGAUUCAUCUCUAUUUUCCAUAGUCAUUAAUUGUACGAUGGAUUUUUUCAAAACUGUUCAGUGGGGAGAUGAGUAAGUAGGGAUGUUUUAAGAAAUUAUUCGACCAAAAAGCUUGUUGUUGUAAGAGUUUGUAUUAAUAUUGUUGAUUCCUGGUAUACUGAAACCUCCUUUGCUCCGAAAGAGGAAACAUUCCUUCGAUCUUGCCAGGGGCCUAUAAAAUUUUAGUUAACCUGGCUGUCAUUUAAGAGAACAUUUCUCAACCUCUACCCUCACGAAAAAUGAAAAAUAAUUACCGGAUACUAACUAUUUCACGGUUUUUUCUUUACCCCGAAAAUCAGGUUUGUGUUUUAAAUGUAAUAUCCAUUGAAUCGUCUCCAUCGUGAGAUUUGUUAUCGUCAAUGGAAGAUAGUAAAUAAUUAUCUUUUGGACUUUAACCAUGACCUUUUUAACAUCGUUACAAGGGGGCGAUUGCCUCUUCAGUCCCCUUUAUAAGAACAAAUGCUUGACACCCCAGCUAAAGUCCCUUAGAUAAAGCCACGAUUUCAACGUAAGGGCCACAAAAGUUGGCAAUCAUCAAUUAAAAAUCAUUCAUGAUCAUCCUUACAGGUCUCUACAUAUUGAAUUAGGUAUAUGCUUUCCAGAAUUUAUUUAUACAUCGAUAGGUUUAGAAAUAGCACUUAUGCGUGAGCUGAUAAAAGGAGGAUUGUCAAGACAGGCUUUUCCAAAGGAGAUGCACCAUACCAGUAUGCAGGGUGAUAUCAUCUUCGGAAAGCUGGGUGUCAUAUGCGAAUAUUGUUUAGAGACCUUGCUGGGGAGCGGCAUCGGCACUUGCUGAUAUCUGUAUAUACACUUGUAUUUAGUUUAUAAAUUAACUUGACGUGACACGCAUACAAUCACUAAUGUCGGGUAACAUUAGUGCUCAGUGUCAAAUUUGAUUGCUGUAUGAAUUAAACUAAGUUAUCUAACUUAUUAUAGUUUUCUAAUCAUCCUGUCAUAGGAUUAUAGCGUGUAUUUUCAAGUACCAUUUCUGUAAAUAUCAUCAGAGUUCGCCACUUUUGUAGCAAAUGCGUAA
Messenger RNA from Rhopilema esculentum, 3227 nucleotides. RefSeq lists its product as uncharacterized. NCBI's taxonomy places the organism in Eukaryota, Metazoa, Cnidaria, Scyphozoa, Rhizostomeae, Rhizostomatidae. Gene Ontology annotation, molecular function: protein binding. The record is from RefSeq and is a predicted model, not a curated record.